Messenger RNA from Polyodon spathula (Mississippi paddlefish), 2962 nucleotides. RefSeq lists its product as uncharacterized. Gene Ontology annotation, cellular component: precatalytic spliceosome. Gene Ontology annotation, molecular function: double-stranded RNA binding; zinc ion binding; single-stranded RNA binding. NCBI's taxonomy places the organism in Eukaryota, Metazoa, Chordata, Actinopteri, Acipenseriformes, Polyodontidae. The transcript has 15 exons. The record is from RefSeq and is a predicted model, not a curated record. Bases 149 to 1483 code for a protein of 444 amino acids.
UUCCGCACGUGCGCAGAUUGUGCUUCCGGAAUGCUGAACGGAGUUCAGUAAAUGAAAAAAUAAAACGGGCCUGCGAUAACUGAAAAUAAGAACAUUUACUCAACCAAGCGGGAGACAUUGAAAGAUCUAGUGAACCCACUAAAACAAGAUGUCUUAUUGCAAGAUUUGCAAGUUGAAAUGUAACAACAAUACACAAUUAAAGGCCCAUUUGAACGGAGCUAAACACAGAGCGAGAGUGGAAGAGAUUGCUAAGAAUGCUCAAAAAUGGAGGUCUCUGGAGCAGUACCUUAAAAAUACCAAACUUAAUGAGCCUGUGAUUGGUCUGCAGUAUGUGGUUGAGUUCCGUAGCCCCAAUGACGAGCUGCCUCCACAUUACUUGUGCAAGCUGUGUGAAGUCCAGGCAAAGCAGCUAGGCUUUGUUACUCACAUCACUGGCUGGAAACAUCGUUACAAUUACAUGAAAAAGAAACAUGCUGAUAUGGUACCAUUUGAUGAAACACAAGUCAAGGACGCAAGAAUGCACAAGACAAUUCAAGAGAAGGCAGAGCUUGUUGAGCAUAUGGAAGGAAGGGGUGAAAUAGAGGUUGUGAUAGAAGAGUUGAAAGAAGAUCCAGCUUUAAAGAGACCAAGCAGUGAACCUGCAAGGGAGACAGGAGCAAAGAUCCCAAGGGUGGAUAUGUCAAGAGGUCAGCUUAACGGUGGGAGAUUUCCUUAUGAUGGCCCAGCGGGAAUGCACCCUCGCGAUUUUCCAGGGGGGAGACGCCAGGAUGAUUUUCCAGGGGGAAGGCUCAAGGAUGACUUUCGAGGUGGAUUGCAUCCAGAUCAUUUUCCAAGUCAGAUGCAUCCCAGAGAUUUUCCCAGUGAUUUUCACACUAAAAUGACCCGUGAUGAUUUUCCAGUUGGUAUGGCCCGUGAAGAUAUUCCCGCAAGGAUGCACUCUGAUGCUUUUCCAAAUAUGGUGUACCCGGAUGAUCGUGGAAGAAGAUAUCCUGAUGAAUUUCCUAGUGGAAGGUACCCUGAAGGCCCUGUUAGAGGGGAGAGGGUGAGGCUGGAAAUGAGCGACUUCGAAAGUAGAUGCUCUGACAUGAGAAGUGAGUUUGAAAUGCACCUCACCAGAAGACAAGGAAUGGAUCGCAUGUCUCCAAUUCAGGAUGAAGGCGUCUACACCAGAGGUUCUGAAAGUGGCUUGGCAAGUUCUGCAGUCUUUGAAUGCCUGGAAAGCUUUCGGAUAGAAAAUGAGACUGAUGCACAGGUUGUCCUGAAGAUCACACAGAAGCUUACUGACAUAUUGAUGGAGUAUCGGCUGAGAAAUGCUGCAGCAGUGAGUUCAUUGCAGCCUAAAAGCGAUGAGCAGCUCUAUGAUCCUCGGGAAUAUCGUCCGAUGAGAAUGUCUGGGGGAGAUGGCUAUCCAAGAGGUCCACCAAGAUAUCCUGAUGAAUUCUCACCUGUUUCCAGGAACACGUCUGGGAAGUCCCUGUUCUGAUUGGACAGAAUAAGAAAGAGGAACAGCCUCUACAAUUCACAUGGAUCUAAAGGAAUUAUUCCAAGUAAAGACAAUGGCAAAAUGAAUACCAGAACAUUGAUUUGGCAGAAGUUUUUUUUCCUUUAUUAGGAAUGCAUCUUUUAAACCGAAAGCCACCUUUAUUUUAUGCUAGCAAUUCCUGUUUAUUUUUCAAAACAUCUGUACAGUAGUAGUAUUCCACUCUUAAUCAUUUGACCAACUAGGCUAUUUCCUUUGUGUGGCAAAAAAAGGUCUGCAUCUGUGCUCAAGGUAGUAGUUGAUAUUCAUUUAGUUUAGUUUUUCUUCAUUUGAGAUGUUUCUGGACUAAAAGAUCACGUGAAACUGCAAAAAAUAUAUAGCCAAGGUUUUUUUUGUUUUAAUGUUUUAAGUUUGUUAAAGUACUUUUCUAUUGUCUGUACUUAAAUUCAGUUUACAACCAAUGUAGAAUGUGGCCUCGCUACUCUUGUAAGAGGGUUUGCUCUUUUAAAAUAUGUAUUUGAAGAGUGGGCAGUUGUCUCUGCAUAAAUACCAAAAUGUCUGAGUGUGGUAAAAGGGGCAACAAAUGUCACACCCCCCCAAGCACAACAAACAAACAAGGGAGUCUCAGACUUUUUGGGAACUACAUUACAUGGUACAUGAAAUGCAAUGUGUGUCAAGUUCAAGAAAAAUGAAUAUUUAGUGCAGUGCUGUGUAUUAUCAGAAGUGCAAUUCAAAUGUUAAGCAGUUCUGCUUUUGGUUUUAAAUUUCAAAAUGGUUAUGUGAACUAGUUGUGCUUGUAGUUUGUUUUUAUUAUGUUCUAUCAUUGCUGUUUUUGUUUUUUUUUUUUUUUUGCCAGCUGAAUGUUAGAUUAACUUCUGCUCUUUUUCAAAACCAGUAAUGUUUUUUUUUUUUUUUUUUUUUUUUUAUGAUGUCCCCGUUUUCUUAAGCAGUGCACACAAUCCUUAUCCUUAAAGUACAUAGGAAUUUAGUUAAAAUGUUUCUUCUGUUUUAAACCAUUGUGGUCUGACAUCAGCAUGUGACAUCUGUGCCACACCUAGUUAAAGCCCCCCUGUUUGAGAGAGGCACAAAAUUGAACAGGUAGCCCUCUUCGUGCCUGAUGAACACUUUAGGGUUUAUUAGGACAACUUUAGCAGUGUAUCACCGUAUGUUUUUGUCGGAUCAGUCCCAAUCAUCUCCCAAAGCGCAUUUAUGCUGGUUGCACUUAGUUUUCACUCUCCAGUCAAGCUCAUCCUUCAAUGGGGUUAUGGUUAGGCGAGUGGGGAGGCCAGCGCAUCAAUUUAAAAACCUGUUCUUUCUGAUUUUUAAGUAACUGAAGUUUAGUCUGGCUGUGUGUUUUAGGAUCAUUAUCAUGUUGAUAAACAAACCCUUCACCCACUAGUCACCUUUCUGAUGGUAUUGCAUGACACUGAAGAAUGGAAUUAUAUUGUUCCUUUACAAAUACCUUCUAUUUUUACUACAAAA